Messenger RNA from Pecten maximus, 774 nucleotides. Its product is annotated as zinc finger protein 569-like. Gene Ontology annotation, molecular function: DNA-binding transcription factor activity; RNA polymerase II cis-regulatory region sequence-specific DNA binding. The coding region runs from base 1 to 774 and encodes 257 amino acids. The record is from RefSeq and is a predicted model, not a curated record. Gene Ontology annotation, biological process: regulation of transcription by RNA polymerase II. NCBI's taxonomy places the organism in Eukaryota, Metazoa, Mollusca, Bivalvia, Pectinida, Pectinidae. The transcript is spliced from 4 exons.
AUGCCAAAGAUGCCUGGUCUGACGUCUGUUGUGCCAAACUCUUAUCCAUGUCUGAAAACCUCCUCUCCAUCAAACUUGAAAAUGGACAUCAUCCCUUCUGUGCCAAAUAUACCUGACAUAUCUUCUCCGCCUUCCUGUAACAAUGAGAAGACGACCCAACAAGGGAUAGGAUUAUCGACGCCCCUUAAACAUAAGCAGAUCAUGAUAGAGAAAUACAAAAUCCACUCUUUACAAUAUGAUCAUCUGGAUCCAUGUGAAACAUUUUACUGGUGUCAUGUUUGUGAGAAAUCUGUCAAGAGUGAAAAAGAUGCCAACCGUCACAUGACUACUCAUGGUUUCAGCACCAAGGCAAAUCUCCUCCUCUACUACCUACAGACCAUUCCAUACAUCAACGGAUUCAAGCGUCACAUCCAGAAACAUGGGAACAAUAUCGUUUGUGACGUGUGUAACAAAUGUUUUAAUGAUGCUGAGAGUCUCCUUGAACACAAGCUAUCACAUUCCGAAUCCAAAUCUAAUGACCAUGAGGGUGGUGAAGGGUUUACCAGCAGGGGAAACAGACUAGCAAGCAACUCCCGGACAUGUUCUUCUGACACUGUCAAGUGUAGUUACUGUGGCAAGUUCUUUUCCAGUCGGGGCAGUUUGACCAUCCACGUUCGACUCCAUACUGGACAAAAUCCUUACAAGUGUCGACUAUGUGACCGAAGUUACCCACAGAACAUUCAGCUGAAACUCCACAUGAAGUCACACAUCCGACUUGGUGAUAUCAAAGAGUGA